GUCUUAUUUCCCUAAAGAGCAGUCUGUAGGCUACUCGAAGAACGAACUACUUCAAAAACCCAAGAAAACUUUGGGACAUAAUUAAUCUGAAGUUUUGAGCUCAUGGCAGAAAUAACACAGGGGGAAUAAACAAGAUGAACUGAAGUCAUUUUGGAAACAAAGAAUUACUCUGAAAAUAAAGAAGCUACUAUUUUUUAUGACAUAUUGUAUCAGUCAUAUUUUUUUAAACGGGAAUCUGUUAAAAUGAGACACGUCAUCUGAGCCAAAAGAAGACCCGCGGAAGUUACCCAAACUAAGUCUUUAAAGUCUUUAAAGAUUGCCAGCAAUAAUAUCGACAAGCCACGCUGCGGCGAUGGAUUCGGGCGGCAAGCAAGUAACCUUCCAGUUGAUGCUGACAGUAGGAGCAGCGGUGAUUGGCUCACUGCAGUUCGGUUACAACACAGGUGUCAUCAACGCCCCUCAGAAGGUUAUUGAGAGGUUCCUCAAUGAGACAUGGUUCGACCGCUACAAGGAGCCCAUCAACAAGGCCUCCCUCACCACCCUGUGGUCCGUCUCCGUCGCCAUCUUCUCAGUCGGCGGUAUCUUCGGCUCCUUCUCCGUGGGCCUGUUUGUCAACCGCUUUGGCAGGAGGAACUCCAUGCUCAUGGCCAACGUGCUGGCCUUUGUCUCCGCUGCUCUCAUGGGCUUCUCUAAGAUGGGUGGCUCGUGGGAGAUGCUGAUCAUCGGGCGCUUCGUGGUGGGACUUUACUCCGGCCUCUCAACUGGCUUUGUACCCAUGUACGUGGGUGAGGUUGCCCCCACUGCCCUUCGAGGAGCCCUGGGUACCCUCCACCAGCUGGGCAUUGUCACGGGCAUCCUGAUGGCACAGGUGUUUGGCAUGGAGGCCUUAAUGGGGAACGCGUCUUUGUGGCCCUUCCUGCUGGGCUUCACCUUCAUCCCAGCCCUGGCGCAGUGUGCACUGCUGCCCUUCUGCCCCGAGAGUCCCCGCUUCCUCCUCAUCAACCGCAACGAGGAGAACAAGGCCAAAACUGUCCUGAAGAAGCUGCGUGGGACCACAGACGUGAGUGCAGACAUGCAGGAGAUGAAGGAGGAGGCCAGGCAGAUGAUGAGGGAGAAGAAGGUGACCAUCCCAGAGCUGUUCCGCUCGCCACUCUACCGCCAGCCCAUCUUCAUCGCUAUCAUGCUCCAGCUCUCCCAGCAGCUUUCUGGCAUCAACGCUAUUUUCUACUACUCUACCCGUAUCUUUGAGAAGGCCGGAGUUGCUCAGCCUGUUUAUGCUACAAUUGGUGCCGGUGUGGUCAACACAGCCUUCACUGUGGUGUCGCUGUUUGUGGUGGAGCGCGCUGGACGCAGGUCUCUCCACCUGCUGGGGCUGAUAGGAAUGGCAGGCGCUGCCGUCCUGAUGACCAUCGCUCUGGCUCUGCUGGACAAGCUGCCAUGGAUGUCCUACGUGAGUAUUGUGGCCAUCUUUGCCUUUGUGGCGUUCUUUGAGAUCGGCCCGGGUCCCAUCCCCUGGUUCAUUGUGGCUGAGCUGUUCUCCCAGGGACCCCGGCCCUCGGCCUUCGCUGUUGCUGGCUUCUCCAACUGGACUGCCAACUUCAUAGUGGGCAUGGCCUUCCAGUAUGUAGAGGAGUUGUGUGGCCCUUAUGUCUUUGUCAUCUUCACCAUACUGCUGCUCAGCUUCUUCAUCUUCACCUACUUCAAGGUGCCUGAGACCAAGGGCCGGACGUUUGAUGAGAUCUCAGCCGGGUUCCGCCAGUCGGCUGGCACUGGUGGAGAGAAGCACUCGCCAGAGGAGCUCAACAGCCUGGGGGCUGACUCUCAGCUCUAAGCACCUGUCCCUUCCCUCUCCUCUCGUUCUACUCCCACUGAUGAGGCCCGGCCCUGAACCCUCUCUGGCCACCCCAACCUGAGGGGACCACUCACUAACUGCGUGCAAAUUGACUACUAAACUGACACACUGGUUGUCAUUACAUUUCAGGCAUCUUCACCAAGCAGAAAACAGAUGCCCCGAUCUCCUCUCCCGAUCCCCUGUCUCAACGUCUCUAGCUUCUUUCUCUUCUCAUCACAACACUAACUUGGUGGGAGCAGGGACAUGGGUGGCAGAAGGUGGGUUUGAAUGGUAGAUGGUUAGAAGAACGAAAAGGGGGGUCUUCAAUUAUACAACGGUCACCGCUAAGUUACUUUUACUUUCUUUUCUCUUAUUUUGUCUGUUGCCUUACUCAUUUUGUCAGUUUAGAUAUCCAUGCUUAUGUCCCUUAUGUAGGUCUCAGUACUUCUCAUUGAAGUAAGGGAUGGUUUUAAAGUUCAGAAUUUGUGUUUUUGUUCCCUUUGUUACUUGAUGAAACAGAGCAUACUGUGUAGCAACACUGUAGCCACAGCAAAUUUGAGCAAUUGUUGUGGAAUUGAAAUAUGACAUUUGUACUGUUUUCCAACAGGGGGAGCAGUGCCCUCAAUGAAAUGAGGGAUGUCAUAAGGUGAAUGCACCAAUUUGUAAGUCGCUCUGGAUAAGAGCGUCUGCUAAAUGACUUAAAUGUAAAUGUAAUGAAAGGCCUUCUACUGUAUAGUACCACAACGUGACUUGCUUUGCCAGUCCAGAGACUAAACCACAGCUAAUCUUUAUUGUGUUCCACAUAGGGGAUGUCUGAGGCUACAUAUAACAAUAUGUAUCUUUAUUACACAGACCCUCUGUUUAUGACCUAAAUUAUUUACUGGAUCAAUCAAGACCCUCAGGAUAUUGUAUGCCACGUAAAUAUUUUUUUACCAACAGAUUUUUAACUUCUGUCCAGAUAGGUUUUUGAUUAUUUUAGAAAUAUUUGUUUCUUAUGGAAAAAUAAAUCAAAUCAUGAAGAGUCAUUUUUAUGAGGUUUAUUUCUUAGUGAAUUACAGCACUGUUACAAAAAUGUUAUCAAACAUUUGGUGCAUACUUUUUGGCUGUAAGUACUGUAUAUGUACAUGUAAUAUUUAAUUCCCAAGCAAUACCCAUGAGCAUGAAUUUUACACUAUGAAAUCAUAGGACUAGUUGAGAUAUUUCUACUCUGACACUAGUGAUGGUAGUUGGCGCCUUGAAUAUGACAGUAGAUUUGAUAAUUGGGAUCCCUCAUCCUCUUCUUCAUAAAAGCAAACUGUUGAAAAGCAACGUAAGCCUGUUUCACUGCAUGCUAAUAUGAGCGUAACUCCCCGCUAAAACUAAACUGAAGUCCCUCACAACAGGCUUCCUUUCAAACAGGGUCUAAUAUGUAAUGUGGCUUCCAGCCUUACCAAGGUCUGCUUCAUCCUGAAAGUGCUUUUACACCCUUUGGGGUCAGACUCACAACUAAUGUUCCAUGUUUCCAGAAAAGUUGUGAUUUUUGUUAUUGUAACUCCACAAUGCCUUUGCAUAGUUCAGCACUGUAGGGGCUGUUAUAUUGUUCAGUUAUGUUUUGUGACAAAUAGCUGACAACCCUGUAUGGUUGGCUGAUUCAAGCGACUCCACCUCUUGAUGUAGAGGUUUCCUGUCUAUGACUGCUGUGCCACUUCAAUAAGUUUUCCUUUCAUUUUAUAAGGCAUUUUGAGAAAAGUUUUUCGCUGAAUUUUAUCAUCCACAAUGUUGGUUGUUUUGUCACCAAAAAAUCUUCCGUAAUAGUAGUUGGAGCAUGGCUCAAAAUGUUCUACAAAAUGUGGAACCCUGUUACGUUACUGAAAAGAGAUUGGGUUAGAUGUCAUUGUUGUUUUUUUAACUACACAGUUAGCUUAACCUAUCCCUACAUUCACAGGUCUAUGUUAUUUGAAAUCAAAAGGUAGGCAGAAUAUGUUUUACAAUUAAAUAUAGGCUAAUCCAGCGAGUCUAAAGUGAAUAUGGUUUUAAAGUGGUUUAAAUGGUUUUCGUAAUGGCCCUUGACCCAAGCAGAACUCCACAAGAAACAUCUAUUGUAGUCAUUCCAUGACGACUUUGUGUGCAUUUACAUGCAUGCAAAUAUAUGUAUGCGUCUUUGAAAUGAUAUGGGACUCUUUAGUACUGUCUCCUCCCCCAACAAUCUGUCGGUUAAACACUGCAACCUCCUUGACUGUAAGUCGCCAUAAGUCAUCAAAUGGCAGGAUCAAUGUUGGCACCAAAGACUUGGCAUAUGUCGGAUUGUGCUCCGACCCUGUGAUGGAGAGCAAAAGAUCCACUUAUGGACUGAAAUCAAAUGCAAUGUACUUUGUGUGUUAAGUUUUUGACAAUUAUGUUUGGGUAUUUUAUGAACACGUUUAUUAACACAUAAUGUAUGCAUAAAACAGUUGAAGAAAUCCAUCACUGCACAUAAUGAGGCCACAAUACUUUUAAUGUAAAUACAAUAGAUAGUAGAGAACCCAAAUGUAUAAAUAUUUUAUUUUAGUUACUACUCAUAUCGGUAGUUCAACAUCUAUUUUUGCAUAAUAAACACACCUGCCUUUAUUUUCUCUGAUUUGCUCUCUGAAGAAAUAUUGUUUGAGAUAACUAUUAACACAAUCUUAUUUCAGCUUUGUACAUGAACCAUUGAAUUAUAUAUACUAUUUAUUAGAUGUCUAAUUUAUUAGAUGUUUUUAUUUUCUCAAAAUUUUAGUACAGUAUUAAUUUACAUUUUGUAAAAGCACCUGUGUGUAUGUUGGGUGAAUAUGAACCUCCAACAGAACAAUAUUUUGUAAAACAGUGUGCUAUGAUGUCAGUGUCCUGAUGGUUUUCAUUUCUUUUGUAAGAUGUUUGAUUGGAUUUAUUAAUCAAUAAAAUAAAACAAGCAUACAGGGAAA
This is a messenger RNA of Salvelinus fontinalis (brook trout), 4749 nucleotides long. Its product is annotated as solute carrier family 2, facilitated glucose transporter member 1-like. Gene Ontology annotation, molecular function: hexose transmembrane transporter activity. The record is from RefSeq and is a predicted model, not a curated record. Lineage: Eukaryota; Metazoa; Chordata; Actinopteri; Salmoniformes; Salmonidae. Gene Ontology annotation, cellular component: basolateral plasma membrane; apical plasma membrane. Gene Ontology annotation, biological process: response to insulin; monosaccharide transmembrane transport. The coding region runs from base 353 to 1831 and encodes 492 amino acids. The transcript is spliced from 10 exons.